AUGAUUACUAAUAAAAAGAAUAGAACUUCAAAAAACAAAAAUUAUAUCAUAAAUGUAAAUUGUUACACGUGGAUUAAUAAUAGUCAUGGAUUAUUCGAUUAUGAGAGUGAGAAUUUUUAUAAGAAAUGUUUCAAGAUAAAAUGUUUAUACAAUUAUUAUUAUAUAUUAAAAGAUGAUAUAAAUGUGGAAAUAAAAAAUGAGGAAGAGAUAAGUAAUGUUAUGGGAAAUAAUAAUAGUUUAAAAUUAAUAUGUAAAAUUAAAUAUAUAAAUAAUAAUUAUCAACUAAUACCAUGUAUAGAAAAUAUAUAUGAUGAUACACUUAAUAGCGAUACGAAGGUGAACGAAAUAAAUGAAAAUAAUGACAUUAAUAGUAACAGUAAUAAUAAUAAUAAUAAUAAUAAUAUCAACAACAACAACAACAACAACAACAACAACAACAACAACAACAAUAAUAAUAAUAACAAUAAUAAUAACAACAAUAUUAACAACAAUAAUAACAACAAUAAUAAUAAUAAUAGUGAUAUGGAUAAUUUCUGGGUUAUUGUAAAAUAUUUAAAAAAUAAAAGUUCCAUAUUACAUGAAGAUGAUGUUAUUAAACUAGGAAGAGUUAAAUUAAAAAUAAAAAAAAUCAUAACAAAUGCACAACAAGAAAGGGAAUAUAAUAAAUCACAAUCUCCUUUUGAUGAUGAUGAAUGUGAAACAGUAGCACCCGAAACGGAGCAUUUGAACACGUCAACAAAUAAUAUUAUGUCUAAUAGUUACAUCAAUAGUAGUGUUAUAAAUCAUAACAUGAAUUUUACUAACAAUGUUCUAGAAGAUGAUAUAUGUAUACAUUGCGAGAAGGUAAUAGUAGAAAAUAGAGAUACUCAAGUUAAUCAUUCUAAUAUAGAAGAAAAUAUAAAUAAUUCUAAAAACCAUAAUACAAGAAAUACAAACCAAUUUAUGGCAAAUACCAAUGUUAAUGUACAAAUGAUUGAUAAUGAAAAUAUUAAUAACAUGAAUAAUUCUUAUUUAGAUGAUUUUUAUUUAUUUAAAAAUAAUACAUCCAAUUAUGAAUAUUCAAAUAAACAAAUGGGAAUAGAAAAUAAUAAUAAUAAUAAUAAUAUACACAAUGACUACGCUGAUGGUGCACAAACGUAUUCAAAUAAUAUAGAAAAUGCAAGUAAAAGGGAAAGAGAGCAAUCAAAAGAUAAUUUGGAGAAAAAACAAUUAAGAAUAAUAACAUCGGUUGAUAAUAAUAAUAAUAAUAAUAAUAAUAAUUUGGCUAUAGUUUCAAACAAUAUAAGAGGAAAUAACAAACACCCCAAUUCUGUCCUAAAAUUAUCCAAUAAUAAAGAUAACAAUAAUAAAGAUAACAACAACAAUAAUAAUAAUAAUAAUAAAACAAAUAAAUGCUUUACAGCUAAAAAUGUUACUUUAAAUAUUGAAGAAGAUGCAUGUAGAGACAUCAAUGUCGAGUUAGAAAAUAUGAACCCUAAUAAUGAUGAAAGGAGAAAUACUUCUGUAAGUAUACAUAAUAAUAAUAUGAUGGAAGAUAAUAUGAACGUAUUAAUCAAUAAUAAUGUUCAUAAUAAUAUUAUAAGUACAAAUUCAAAUGUUGUUAUUACAACGAAAUGUUGUUGUAAACAGGGUGGUAUGAAUGUGUUUAACCAAUGUAGUAACAAUAGUCCUAAUAAUUCAAAUAGUAUUAUUAAAAAAUAUAAAAAAGAAGACGUAUGUGAUGAUCUUAUAAAAGAUAUGUGUAUUCUUAAUGGAAAGGAAUUUCCUAAUCCCCCAAGUUUAUAUAAUUGUCGAAUAUGUUUAUGUGAAUAUGAAAAUGUGAAUAACCCAUUAAUAUCACCAUGUAAAUGUAAAGGAUCUAUGAAAUAUGUACAUUUAAAUUGUUUAAGAACAUGGAUGAGAGGACGACUAAAUGUGAGAAAUGAUUGUUCUUCUUGUUCAUUUUUCUGGAAACAAUUAAAUUGUGAGUUAUGUAAAUUUCCAUAUCCAACAUAUAUAUAUAUUCAAAAUAAAUACUUAGAAUUAUAUGAAAUACCUAAACCUGAAUUACCAUAUAUUAUUAUAGAACUAAUGAAUGAUAGAAAUAAAGGAUUUUAUAUUGUUAGUUUAGCAAAUACUAAAUGUGUUCGUAUGGGAAGAGGUCAUGAUAGUGAUGUUAGGGUUAAUGAUAUCUCAGUUUCUCGAUUUCACGCUUUAAUUAAAUUCCAUAAUGGAAAUUUCUAUAUAGAAGAUUGUAAGAGUAAAUUCGGUACAUUGAUCCAAAUACGAAAACCUGUAUUUUUUAAUAUCCGAAGAAAUAAAUUUAUAGCUUUACAAAUUGGUAGAACUGUUAUGUAUGUAUAUAUGAAAAGAAAAAAUUGGAUAUUCUUACCUAUAUGUUUAAAAUUAUCAAAAACAAAAGAUGAAGAUGUUAGUACCCUAGAUAAUUUCUCUUCAAAAAUGUUAGUAGAUAAUAAUAUGCAGGCAUCGAUUAAUAACAAUUUUGAGUAUAACAGAGAUAAUAAUAAUGAACUAUCUAAUAAUCAAAAUACAAAUCAAAUCCUCGAAAGGGUUAAUAAUCAAAUCAUAAAUAAUGAAUCCAACAAUUCAAAUGUUAAUGUUAAUAAUACCGUAAAUCAAAAUGGUAAUGUUCAUAUAAAUGUUACUAACAGUAUAUUAUUAGGAGGUCCAAAUAACAAUCAUCAUAAUAAUGAUGAUAAUAAUGAUGAAAAUAAUGCUAAUAUGUAUGAUAAUAUAUAUGAUGAUAAUAAUAAUAAUGAUUACAUUGUUGGUAGAGGAAAUAAUUUAAAUAUGUGUAAUAACAACAAUCAACAAAACAAUGUUAACAACCAAAUAAAUAUAAACAAUAAUAAUAAUAAUAAUAAUAAUACACAUAAUUCAAUUAACAAUAUAGAUGAAGCUAAUAUAAAUUUAAAUAGUACAACUAGCGAACAAAAUUUAACUCUCUCAAAUAUAUCUAUCAAUAAUAAUAUUAAAAAUGACCAAGCUCAUAAUAAUCAUAAUAAUAAUAAUACGAAUAAUGUGACAAAUGGAAAUAUAAGCAAUAAUGCAAAUUCAUAA
Molecule: messenger RNA, 3060 nt
Organism: Plasmodium reichenowi
Lineage: Eukaryota; Apicomplexa; Aconoidasida; Haemosporida; Plasmodiidae
Product: FHA domain protein, putative
Exons: 1
Coding region: 1-3060 (1019 amino acids)
Molecular function (GO): zinc ion binding; protein binding
Source: RefSeq, a predicted model, not a curated record